This is a messenger RNA of Plasmopara halstedii, 2205 nucleotides long. RefSeq lists its product as uncharacterized. The record is from RefSeq and is a predicted model, not a curated record. Lineage: Eukaryota; Oomycota; Peronosporomycetes; Peronosporales; Peronosporaceae. Bases 1 to 2205 code for a protein of 734 amino acids. The transcript has 2 exons.
AUGAAGCACAACAUGGACUCUGGCAAUGGCGCAAGACAUCACAGCAAGCGUAAGCGUGUAAAUGAGGCUCCAUGUCAACGCCAAGUAGCCCAAAAGCUUCUCCAUUGCGCGGACGUGAGUGACUCAUUAAACUCCCUCCGACACUCUUUAGCUAUACAAUAUCAACGCUACUUAACCCAAAAAGCUCGAAGGAAUGAAAUGAGUUCCUUAUGUAUUGCAUUAGAGCAAUUUACCCAAUUUCAGACCUAUUUUCAUGCCGAGAUGGAUAAUGAAGAUUUCUCACUGGUGAGAGAUGUAGAUAAACGGACAAACAAGCUACUUACAGCAAUUACAAAGCCUAAGAUGUCAAUUGCUGUACGUACGGAAAACAUUGUCCGCACGUUGCCUGAUCAAUUAAAAGCGGCGUCAAAAAUGGCGUUCGAGCGUCGACAAUUAAUUAAGGAGCAACAACAACUUCCGUCGAAACAUCAGUGGAUUCCAUUAAUAUUGUGGAGAAUCUACAAUAAUGUAGUUGAAGAUGCUAACAACGAUAAAGGAUUGAAACCUUUGAAGAUGACGAUGCAUUAUGUCAUGAAAACGCUUAAGGAGACGAAUCCAUAUUAUUAUAUGCAAGUGGUGUACCAAACUCCACCAAAGCAUUUACGUAAACAGUGGAAAAUUCGUGGGUCAGCAAAAUUAAAGACGAUUGUAGCAAGUAUUACACCAUAUUUUGUGGCUUUAUCUCGAAAAUCCUCGGCCUUGAAUCACAAAGACGUAAGUAAAAGGAUAAACGAUGGAUGGUAUGAACUACGCGUUACAAUGGUGUUAUUGAAACGAGCUGCACGACAUUUUCAUGAAAUCAUUUUGUAUUUGUAUGCCCUUGCAAUGGGUCGUGACGUGUCGAAAGUACAUGCUGGAAUCAUUACAGAAAAAGCAGCAAAAGAAAUGGAUAGCAAUGAUAGCGGAUUGCGAGCUCAAUUAAAAUUAGAUGGCGACACUGCUUUCUCAGAAGAUUCGUUAAUGAAGGAGAGUUAUGAGUGGACGCCUGAACUUUUGGUCUAUCUUGAUGAAUGGAAAUAUCAUCGGAAAAGUCGACGAGUGCCAUUUGGUUUUCAUGACGAAGAACGAUGGAAAGAUUUUUUGCCUUACUUUGCAUAUAAGAAACAAUUUCGACGACGUAAGACACAAGUAUAUGUACCACGCUUUGAUGUACUCGCGGAAUUCGGGUACAAGCUUCGUAAUUUAUUGCGUUUGUGGCAAAAUACGCAGCUUAGUUUGCCUAGUUUUAAAUCGAUGAGUAUUGAAGAUAUUGGGUUUCUCGAGCAAGAAAUUAAAGGUUCGUUUGGAGGAACAAUCAACUUGAUGUAUAAAAUAAUGUUGGCUCGCUGGAUGGCUCGAAAGCGUUCAACUCAGUGGUGGGCGUCGCUGAAUUUCCGUAAAGGAUUGAAUCUUCAAUUUGAAUCGAAUAAAAAUGAUUCUUUCGGUUUUUGUCUCGAGGGCGUUACUCCAGGCUCUGAAGCAAAAGCAUCGACCAACGUAAAGUCAAAUGACGACGUGGAAGAGAUUACCAACGCAAAAAAAUGUGAUGAUGACGUCAAGAGCGAACGAAUAAAAGAGCGUUCAGCUGCUGGCUUUCGAUCUCCAACUAGGACAAAGCUUCGAGCUAGUUGUCGAAAGACUUCGUCAUUAGACGACACCAGUAGUAGCUUCUUAUCUACUAAAGAAUCUCUUGAAGAUAAGGAUUUAUGCAAUUGGUCAGACGAUAAAAAACUUGCAGCGAUGAUGAGACUGCGUGAUCGGCUGACAUGGUCAAGUAUCUCUAGUGAGAGCUGUUUUGAUUCUAAACUCAGAUGUGAUGUUGGAAAUGAUUGGCAAGUGACUCAUAUAGCGAAUCGAGCAUGCAGAAUUGUUGAUCAGGUGAUGAGACUUGCGGAAACAAGGAAAUCUUCGUCGGUGCUUCAAAAGGAGAAUAAUUCGGUGUCAGAUUUGGACACUAGUAAUCACAUUGCGUCGUGUUCGGAUUCACAGGACCAAACACUUAAAGAACUUCACGAAAGUGUUCAAAGUGCUUAUCGCAACGUAAGCGAAAUGGUGAAUUCGUACGACGGUCAACACUCAUCUCAGUGGCGUGAUGCGAUUCUGUAUACAGCUCAAGCAACUUUGAAGCUCUUGCGUCUAAUUGCACAAGAUGACGACAUGAUAUUGUCUAGGACAUCGGAUCAGUAG